AUGUAUUCCAACAUGUUUUCACGAGAAUCUUACGCUGGACUCAUUGCCGAAGCAGUUCUGCAGAGGCUUGAACAGCUAGUCUUCAGCUCGGACCUCACGAAGUUCUGGGCCAGAUACGUCGAUGACACGUUUGUCAUACCAAAGGGGAGCCACGUGCAAGCAUUCAAGGCAUUGUUGAAUUCGAAUUUUCCCGACAUCCAGUUUAUUAUGGAAGAAGAAGUCGGCAAUCAUUUGCCUUCCUUGAUGCCCAAGUUACAAAACUGUGUCGAUGGUGGAAACCAGGAGGAGAUUAGGUACUUGCAUGCUCUUUUCAAAGCCAGCGGUUAUCCGAAAUCCUUCAUCCACAAGUGUCUCAAAAAGCCUCGCGUUCAUCGGUCGAGCGAAGAAAAGCCAAAAUUCUGGCUCGCCAUCCCUUACGUGAAAGAUGUUUCAGGGCCGACAGCACGAAUCCUAGAACCUUUUGGGAUCGGAGUGGUGCAUAGACCAGAUUUUACAAUCACGCACCAAGUCAUAAAGCUCAAAGACCCGCUGCCAGCGACCGAGCCGUCAGCCUUGGUUUAUAGCAUACUAUGCAAAAAUUACGGUGCGAUAUAUGUUGGUGAAACGGGCAAACGCCUGAGCACAAGAUUGUACGAACAUCAACUUGUAAUCAAUCGCAAGAAAAAGUUGUCUUUGGUCUAUGGUCACAUGCAACAAUUGAACCACGAUUUCACCUUUGAGAAAUUGAGGGUGAUCGCCAGGUUCAAUGAGAAGAUGGCCAGACUAGUGCUGGAAGGUUGGUUCUCUACUGGCAUAAUCAACAGAGCAAUAGACUUGAACCUCGCUUACCAGGCGCUUCGCGCAAGGCUCGUAUCAACUCGGCCAGGCACUCCGAAGACGACCACCCUUACCACGGUCACUCAAAUACCCGAUGCCCUCACCCACAAGUGCCAUUCUCCCUGCUGCGACCCCAUCAUUGUCCACGGUGCCGACCACCACGGACAGCAUCCCCUAACUCUCUCCACCCCCUCCGACGCACCACCCUCUGCCACAACUGACCCCUACAACAACCCUUGGGACUCGCAUAGCUCUAUGAGGCAACAUGUGCUUCCGUGA
Messenger RNA from Dibothriocephalus latus, 1095 nucleotides. The record is from the annotation of a GenBank genome assembly. NCBI's taxonomy places the organism in Eukaryota, Metazoa, Platyhelminthes, Cestoda, Diphyllobothriidea, Diphyllobothriidae.